Drechmeria coniospora is the source of this 558-nucleotide messenger RNA. RefSeq lists its product as uncharacterized. The coding region runs from base 1 to 558 and encodes 185 amino acids. The transcript has a single exon. Lineage: Eukaryota; Fungi; Ascomycota; Sordariomycetes; Hypocreales; Ophiocordycipitaceae. The record is from RefSeq and is a predicted model, not a curated record.
AUGGCAGUCUCCUCCGUCCGUCGGCUGCAGGUGGCUGGGCAGCCGUGCACCAAGAACAGCCGGCAACGGCGACGCGGAGCUUCAUCCAUCGGGCUGCAGGAAGCUGGGCACCGGACCACGAGCACACGCAAGGCUGGCUCGGCCACGAAGUCGUCGGUUCAUCGGCAACACGACGGGCGAGAUGGCAUCCUCGAGCGUGGAAAACGGCCAUCAGGUGGUAUCGCGAGAGGACAAUCACGCCAUCACGCGACCCCGGAAGAUCGGUCCGAGCGCCACACCACAGCGCCUAACGCCCCAGCAGCCACCGCCGCCAACGGCAUCGCUCAGGGGCAUCAUCGCCUGGCCCGCGAGCACCUGCGCCAGCACUUUGGAGCACACCACCAUCACCGCGAGCAAGCUACCGGUACUGGGCCGCAUGGCAUGGAGGUGCAGCAACGCAUCGGAACUCGCCUGCGCCUCGUGCAACUUGGCAUCGUCGUCGUUCCGCUUGUAUGGUUGCAUGGGAAGGGGGACGAGCAUCACUCGUUCGGCGUUGCUCUGUACAUGUCAGCCCAGUAG